Messenger RNA from Drosophila innubila, 1839 nucleotides. It is a transcript of the gene IFT46, whose product is annotated as intraflagellar transport protein 46 homolog. Lineage: Eukaryota; Metazoa; Arthropoda; Insecta; Diptera; Drosophilidae. The coding region runs from base 1 to 1191 and encodes 396 amino acids. Gene Ontology annotation, cellular component: intraciliary transport particle B; centrosome; motile cilium. The transcript is spliced from 2 exons. The record is from RefSeq and is a predicted model, not a curated record. Gene Ontology annotation, biological process: cilium assembly; intraciliary transport.
AUGAAUUACUACGAUGAGGAGAUCACAAUCAGUGGCCCGGACAGCAAGCAUCUCAGCAGUGUGCAGAUGGACAGACCAUCGAGAUCCGGUGGUGCAAGCACAGACAGUGGAGCAACUGGAGGGCAGAGGGGGGCCAGGCAGCGUAAUUUGCAACUACAGGGCAACUCCGCUGAAGAUGAUGGCUUGCUACAGGACAUUAUCGAUCACGAUGACGAGGCCGAUGACAGCGAUGAUGAUGAUGAUGACAGUGAGUUGCAGAUGCCUGGUGCUGGCAUUGGGAUCAGUGGACACGUGCCACGUCCGCAAACACGUCCGGGGAGCACACGUAGUGUGAAGCAAGCGCAGAUCGCCGAUGAUCAGCUGAGCUUUGGCAGUUCGGAUGAAGCAGCUGGCGGGGAACAGGCGACAAGAGCAAAGAUGACACAUCAAAAGCUGCCGCUGCCGUCGCAACAGAGACGCAGUGCAGGGCCGGCACAGGAAGUGGCCACCUUUAAUCUGACGCCUGACAAGUGGGAACAGUUGCCACUGCAGCCGGAUCUGAAGGAGAUCUUUCCAUAUAUACUGAAGUAUACGCCGCAAACGAUUGAAACGCCGUAUCACCUACAGCCCUUCAUACCGGAGUUUGUUCCCGCCGUGGGCGAUGUAGAUGCCAUGUUGAAGGUGCAGGCUCCGGCGUUGUUGCAACCUCAACGCCAGCGGGAACUCGAUGAGCAUCUGCAGCGAUUGGGAUUGAUGGUGUUAGAUGAACCAUCGGGUUCACAAAGUGAGCCGAGUUUGUUAAACAUGAAGCUGCGCUCGGUGCUGAGCGGGAGUCGAGGACGGAAUCCCAGAAAUGCCUCCUACUCGGCGACUCUUGUGCCGACAGCUCGAUCUGCUAAAGACAUCGAAAGGUGGAUUGGCGAGGUGGAACAGGUGCAUAUGACGCAAUCCAUGUACGAUGCCCAGCCGAGAAAGGAUAUCGAUGCGCUGCUCGAGGAUUGGCCACGUUCAUUUGCCGACACGGCGACUAAGGAUGCCCUCGAUGAGGCCUAUCGCUCCUGUCUCCAACAGCAAAUCUCUCUCUCCGAUUAUGUGCGCGUGCUUUGUGAACGCUUCAAUGUGGAGGGGCCGCUGGAAACCCAAUCGGAUUACAUACACAACGUGCAAACGCUGUUUGCCCUCUACCUGGCCGCCAGUCAGGCCUGGAAGUAGGAUGACCACGACAGGGGUGAAGAGGAGGAUGGUGUUGGGGAGAAGCUUGCACUAAUAACGCUAAUGGCUUCGAUUAAGUGACAGCCAGACGCCGUUUGUUUGCCUUUGUGCCGUGGAUGCCCCUUUGGCCUGGCCAUUAAAUCGCGUGGAAAACCGUUAGUCUCCAUAACUUGCACGUUUGAUUUGGGAGGGGUAGAUUGCGGCAGGAAAUGGUUGAGGGGGUCUGGUCUGCUACUGGUCUGUUGCCUUCUGUAGUGCGAGAUUCAUUUUCGAAGAAAAACUCUGAAUGCAACUGCGGCGUUGGGCGACAACUUGCGAAAUUGCCGCUUUGUCUGCCGCAUCAGAAGCUUCAAGCGACAAAAAUGAAAUUUGGUUCGCCAUUUUGUUAAGCAUUACACUCAAAUCACAAAUAGGGUAUAUUAAAAGCAAGCAAAGGAUGCAACAGCCUCUACAACUCUCUGAUUAAGUUGAAAAUUAAAAAAGAUUUUGAUAGCAUACUUUUAGGAUGCACUUUUAUACAUUUUUUGCCCAUAUACCUUGCCCAUCGAAUAUUCGGUUCACAUUCGAAAAAGCUAUUAAAAACUUGAAGAUUUACAAUAAAAAAAAUUGUAAUUUUGGAUUAAAUAAAAAAUACCUAAAUAAAGAUUA